Messenger RNA from Centruroides sculpturatus (bark scorpion), 2641 nucleotides. RefSeq lists its product as uncharacterized. Lineage: Eukaryota; Metazoa; Arthropoda; Arachnida; Scorpiones; Buthidae. Gene Ontology annotation, molecular function: serine-type endopeptidase activity. The coding region runs from base 71 to 1279 and encodes 402 amino acids. The transcript has 8 exons. The record is from RefSeq and is a predicted model, not a curated record.
GCAUAAGGUAGCGAGACAAGCGUUAGUCGAGACCAAAUAUGAUUGUGGUUUGUUGUGGAUCGUACAGAACAUGAGGUGGAGAAGUCGUCAUUACAGCAUCGUGCAUAGCUAUCUCUUCUUUUUCUUUCUUGGAGUAAGCACUAAAGAGUUAUAUAGGAGGAUAGUAUGCGAAAAUGAAGAUUUACAUCUAGAAUGUGCUCCUAGAAGCUUCCUAGCUAUACACAACGCUUCCUUUACUACUGAUGUAUUCAGUGAAAAUAUUACCUGCAUGGACUUUAAUCUAUCCGAUAAUAUAUGUACAGAAGACAUCAGAAUCCAGAUUAAUAGAAGGUGUUCGGGAUUGAACGAGUGCACGUACAAUUUCGUCGAAGAUAUGAAAGAUAGAAAAUGCAAAGCUCAAGGGGCAAUGGUUAUACUUUAUGAUUGCGUCAGAGAAUCGUGGUUACACAGGUAUUGCAACACGCAUAUAACGGCCACCGAGGGAUACAUCAUGUCUCCCGGUUAUCCCUUAUAUUACCCUCAGUUGUCCGCCUGCAAUUGGAAUGUAGAAGGUGGAGAGGGACAAACUGUAUUAGUUUCGGUUCUCCACUUAUCCAUGUCGUUGCCCAGUCAAUACUACGGGCGUUAUGUCUGUCACGAUUCUUCUAUUUCGAUAAUGGAAGGAAGCAACAAACUGUUUACUGGAUGCGGAGAAUCUCUUGAAACGUUGAAGGCUAUCGAAUCCGAAACGAACGAGAUUUCCAUGCAGCUAUUUUCGUCUUCGUUUACUCCCGCUAGUGGAUUUUUGUUUUACUUCAAAUUACAAGGAUGUGCUACUUUACCUGCCCCACUUAACGGUCACUUGGUAUAUCGAAACGGAAGUGUGGCUAUCUAUAAUUGUUGUAGGGGUUAUCUCUUCAAUGAUACAUUAGAGUCCAGUCGUACUCUGCAAUGCACAGAACAAAAUCGUUGGAACAGUAGCCUGCCAGCUUGUCUGUCUUUAGAAGAAUUGGGAGAAACUCAUAAUCUUACAGAUUUUUCAGAAAAUCUUUUACUGCCUACAAAUACAACAGAGAAUGAAGCUUUGGUGGAACCAGUAGUAUCUAGUGAUACAUUUCUAGAAGAUAUCAUAAUUCCAACAGUUAUAUUAGUAGCUCUAUUAGUAGGAAAUGCUGUUAUAUUGUAUAUAAUCCUUCACAUUCGACGGAGACAAAAACAAAAGCAAGCAUCUGAAGAAGGAGAAGCUCUAAAUACAACUCACAUCACUACAUCAACUGCUGCACAAGGGACUAAUGUGUAAAAUAUAAUGUAAAUAUCACUGAUAAGAACUUAUAAAGAACACAAAACUAUGAAUGGAUAGUCAUAUAAUAAUGAUACAAUUGAUAUUUAAGACCAGAUGUGAAAUAAUUUAAACUAAAUUAAAACUGUAUGUUGUGAUGAUCCAUGUAAAAUGUUUUGUGUUGUGUUAAAAUGAGAGAUUGAUAGCAUGUUCAAGCCUCAUAAAUUGCCUUUAACAAAUUGCCAAAUACAUAAAUGAUAUCUUUGUUUUAUAUAUGUUGCUAAAUCACUCGUUUUAUAUUGAAUUUUUUUUAAAUUUUGUAUUUGAUGAUUACCUCAGUCUUUCAGCUUCCCAAAUGUCAUUCAUUAAGAGAGAUUAAUUGCAGUUUAUCAGUUAUGGUACAUAAAAAGAUUUAUAUUACAUUGAUACAAUGCACUCAACUGUUUAAGAGAAAUAUAUUUCUACAUUUCUGUGUUCUUAAAUAAGUUCAUAUCUAUAUUAAAUUCAAAUAAUAACUAUAACUGCAUACAAAAUUACAGUAUUAAUGUAAAUAUUGAUAAUCUUUCAAAUAAAUAAAUAAAUAAAUAUAUAUAUAUUUUAAUGUGAGUCAAAAUGGAACACUAUAUUGAAUACCUCAUUAUAUUUAAACACAGCAAGAAAGGCCCUUAUGCAAAUUUUAAUAUGUAUUUUGAUUUGAGUGCAUUAUUUAAUUUCUGCAUGUUGGGCUAAAUUGCUUAUGUAUAAUUCAUAUCACUUUUAUAUAUUACAUAUAAAAGUGUAUAUAAUAAUAAUGAUUAUUAUUAUUAUAAUACACACUUGAAUAUAAGAUGAAUAGAAAUGUAGUAAUAUAUGGUCUAAAUUAUGAACUAAAACAGUAAUUAAUCUACCUUUGUUAAUUUUAUUUAAAUACUAUGCAAUUUAAUAUCAUAAUAUUUUAUUAAUUAUACUUGCUUUGUUCUCAAAUAUUUAAUUUUAGAAUUUUUAAUCAAAUAUUUAAAAUUUUUUAAAAAUAAAGUUGAAAAUUCUGAAAUUUUAAUAAGUUUUCUAAAGUUGAAAAUUAAGAUAUCCAAAGAUGUCUUAAUCCAUAAUAUAUAUUGUUCAGAUAUACAUUAUAUAUAGGAUAAAUAAACUUUUAAACAUCAAACAGCUUCUAAAGAAAUUCAAAUACAAGAAUAUUAGCAGUAUGCCUAUGUAGUAAACCAUUAUGAUAUACAAUAUCUGAUAAGGUUACAAUAAUUUAAUAAAAUUUUGCAGUGUAAUACUAAGAUUAAGUUAUACUGAAAUUUUGCUUUUAGAUUUAUGAAGAAAGGUUACAAGACUUUCUAUAACACUCACCAAAUAAACCAUUACCAGUUCAUAACCAAACAAAAAAAUUCUUUCUAC